Molecule: messenger RNA, 2445 nt
Organism: Ctenocephalides felis (cat flea)
Lineage: Eukaryota; Metazoa; Arthropoda; Insecta; Siphonaptera; Pulicidae
Exons: 7
Coding region: 254-2437 (727 amino acids)
Biological process (GO): regulation of transcription by RNA polymerase II
Cellular component (GO): nucleus
Molecular function (GO): DNA binding; protein binding
Source: RefSeq, a predicted model, not a curated record
CCAUUCUCAGCCCUCCAUCGAUAUCAAUUCAAGUUACUAUGGUGAUGAUGUUAAAUUUGAAAUAAUUGGCACUCUUGUUCGCGAAACUCUACUAAAAGGACAAGAAAUAAAGCGAUAUAUUAGCAAUUCUGCAUAUGAAUUUUCCAGAAGCGCAUGUGAUCUAGAGACUGCAAAUAAUAGGAAGGACCCAGAAAAAUCUUUUAAGGAUCAAGCAAAUGAAACAUUUUACGAGGACAAAUCUGUUCUAGAGAAAAUGUUUUUCGAUAAUGAAACAUAUAUAAAGUCCAGUACCCCAGUAGACAUGAGUAUGCCUAAUGAUACUUAUACAAUUAAUUCAAAUACUCAAACACCACCGCAACAAUAUUGUUUGCGGUGGAAUAAUUUUCAUACAAAUUUAACUAGAACUUUUAGUGAAUUGUUUGUUACGCAAAGUUUUGUUGAUGUCACCCUCACUUGUUCUAAAUCAAAAAGUUUAAAAGCCCAUAAACUUGUCCUUUCUGCAAGUAGUCCAUAUUUUUAUGAAUUAUUUCUUAAAAACAAUUGUGAACAUGUUCUUAUUAUUAUAAACGAUGUAGAAUUUAAUGAAUUAACCAAAAUUAUUGAAUUUAUGUAUAAAGGUGAAAUAAAUAUAGUGCAAGAAGAAAUUGAACCUUUGUUAAAGGUAGCGCAAUUACUAAAAGUUAGGGGCUUGGCGGAUUUGGGACAUGAUGAUAGAUGUUUUGAUAGCCGCCAAAAAAAUAUAGAAAAUUUGAAGGAGUUUAACACUAAAAAAUUCUUGGGUGCAAUAUCACAAAGUGAUGAAAUUACAUGUCGUUGGUUGAAAAGUAACGAUCUGUUGGAACACCUAAAAAUAAAAGACAGUGUAGCCAUUUCUGAUAAUGAAAGCGAUAGUGAUCAGACUGAGGAACUUAUUCGAAAAAAGAAGUUUUUAAUCGAGAAUCAAUUAGACGAUAGUGAAAUAAGUAUAGAAAGUAAUAUUCCAAUUAAACAAAGAAAAAGAAAUUACGACUUGAAAUUUGAUAAAAUGAAUGUGAUAGAAAUGCCAGAUAAAUUUGUUGAAACGAAUAGUGAGAAGAUGUGUGGUAAAUUAGGUAUAGAUUCGGAAUUAUUUGUUAAUGAUAAGUUUUUAAAUUGUGUAAACCCACCACCUACAAUAAGAGCCUUACUAAAUAGCUCACCAUCCGCCAUAAUGGAUGGUUCAAUAGCAACAUUAAGUGAAAGUGCAAAAUUUGAGGCGGAAAAAAUGGUUGGAGCAUCUAUAGGAAACGACAGCAUUGUCGAAAAGUUAGAUGAUCUGGAAAUAAAACCUGGCAUAGCAGAAAUGAUUAGAGAAGAAGAAAGGGCCAAACUGCUGGAAAGCUCCCAAGCUUGGCUGGGUGCAUCUACUUCGUCCAUAGCUGAUAGUUAUCAGUAUCAACUACAAUCAUUAUGGCAAAAAUGUUGGAAUACCAAUCAGCAAUCUCUACUUCAUAAUUUAAGAUUUAGAGAACGAGGUCCAUUAAAGUCUUGGCGUCCUGAAACAAUGGCUGAGGCCAUUUUCAGUGUACUAAAACAAGGACUAAGUUUAUCCCAAGCUGCACGAAAGUAUGAUAUUCCAUAUCCAACAUUUGUCCUGUACGCGAAUCGGGUGCAUAAUAUGUUAGGACCAUCUGCAGAUGGAGGCAAUGAUUUGAGGCCAAAAGGUCGCGGAAGACCACAACGUAUAUUAUUAGGGGUUUGGCCUGAUGAGCACAUUCGAGGAGUAAUCAGGACUGUUGUAUUCAGAGAUAAUACUCAUUCUACAGAUAGACAAUUAUUAAAUAAUGAAAGAUUUCAAGGCAACGACAAGAUUGCACUGGUUGACGAAGAAUCAUCAGUUCUACAAGUUAGAGAUGAAGCAGAUUUGUUAUGUUUAAAUAAUCAAAAUUUGUCAAAUUCAACAAAAACCGAACUAUUUCCCAACGACAACUCAUCAUAUCAUAAAGAUGUUUCUGAAUACAAAGAUCAAUUGCACAAAUAUUGUACUUUAAAUAAAAUAAUGUUAACUCCACAAGCGAGUACUUUGGAUCCUACGUUAUGGGUAACUAUAGCGCAACGGCAACGAUAUAUGUCAGAAGCUGAAGUGCAUCAUUCCAGUCUCUUGGUGAGAUCAGGUAUGUGCUUGGCUGAAUCUCCAACAACAGGUGAUGUUUACGUGGCGCCUACGGAGUCACGUGACAGUCCAUCACCAGCAGCUUUUGACUUAAGCGGGACAUAUUCUUUACCAGUUCCUUAUAAUUAUGGAAAUAAAUUUCCUCCAACAGUCGCUGAAUUGGGACCAGGUAGUUCAUUUGUACAAAAGGAGAGACAUCCAGCAGAUUUACCUGAAACUGUUCGAUGCCAAACAAAUGUAUCCUUACCCAACAUCGCAGAAACAUCAGAAAUUAAGGAUACUAAUUCACUAAAAUUAUCGCCAUAAGUAAUAAA